Molecule: messenger RNA, 3667 nt
Organism: Manihot esculenta (cassava)
Lineage: Eukaryota; Viridiplantae; Streptophyta; Magnoliopsida; Malpighiales; Euphorbiaceae
Product: phytolongin Phyl1.1
Exons: 2
Coding region: 461-1291 (276 amino acids)
Cellular component (GO): membrane
Source: RefSeq, a predicted model, not a curated record
UAGCUGUUUACCCUUAAUAUUUCCCGUUUCAAAUAAAAGACUUUCUUCGUCUCUGCCUCUCUCCAUGUGGACUUCAGUGCUAUCUCAUUCCUCAUUGCUCUGAGAAAACUCCACAGUUCGACUAUUACAGGUUGUGUUAGGAAGACAACGUGUUAAUGUGGUGGACUUGAAGAAAAGGCAUGAGAGAUUUCUUUCUUGACUUUGAAUACUUAGCUGAAGGGCUCUGCUGGUAUUUGUUGGAGGCUAUCGACUUUGCUGUUGAAGAAUUUCUUGCGUUUUGCAUGGUUUUUGCUUCUAUUGAGGAGUUAAUUGGGUUUCUCUUUUUCCAAAUCAAGGUCUCUUAGAUACUUGUCUUUUGUUCUUCUGUUUGUUGAUAAUGCUCUGAAACCCAAAAGGAAAGAAAAAUCGGAAAGUUGAAAGUAACUUGAUGUGAAAACUUUCUAAACUAGUUUUUAGCAAGAUGGGUUGGAUUCAAAAUAUUGUUCGUUACUGUUGUGUAUCUAGGGGUAAUCGAACCUUCUAUGUGUAUAGUGAGGGUGAUCAUGAGAUUGAGAACUUAGCAUCAUUGUCAUUGGAGAAGAUUCCUCCAUAUCACAAAUGGUAUUUUGAGACAAUUGAUAAAAGGAGAUUUGGGUUUUUGAUGGAAGACGAUUAUGUUUAUUUCACAAUUGUUGACGGAGGUCUAGGAAACCCAGCUGUACUUAAGUUUCUAGAGCACGUGAGGGAUGAGUUUAAGAAGGUAGCUAGACAGGGCUCAAUAGGAAGCUUUUUGGGUUUGAGCUCAGUCAAUGUACAAGAACAACUAGUGCCUGUUGUUCGCCGCCUGAUAACUUCAUUGCACCAAGUAUCUGAAAGUGAUUGGAAUGCUGAAACUUCCUCGUCUGAUAAUGUGGGGCUCUCUCCAUCACCAAGUGAUACGAAUGGGAAAAUUGAAGUUGUUACAUCAACUAAAGCCCCUCUGUUGGGAAAAUCUAGUAAGCAAGAUAAAAAGAAAUCAAAAGACCAUGUGAUUGUAAUGAGAGAUAUUGAGUUGGAGGAGCAUAGAAAAUCUGCAGAUAGAGGAGUUAAAGUUGAUUCAACUUCAUUAGAUUCUAAUAAACAAGGUGGAGUUGCAUCUCCGAUUUCAUUACAAAAGGAUUUUGGUUCAAUGAGGAUGAGGUCAAGCUCCCAAGGCAUUCGAAAGAAGUGGUGGUGCCAAAUAAGGACUGUUCUUGCAAUUGAUGCUGCUGUUUGUUUGAUACUAUUCAUAAUUUGGGUGUCAAUCUGUGGUGGUUUUGGGUGCACCCAUUAAUUGUGAAUUUGGAGCCAUAGGCUUUUCACUUGAUAGACUGCCUAUCAAAAGUAUAUAAGAAUCGGUUUAUGUCACGUAAUCAAGUUCAACCUUGCCAAAUUCUGCUGUGAGGUAUGUUCUUGAAAUUACAUUGUGGAAUCAUAUUAACAGAUUCCCUCUACAGUUUAAUAGGUUUCUUGGUAUAUACAUGAGAAUUUCAUAGUUUUAUCUAGAUCAUCGUGGAAGUGCACUGCUAUGAUGCUGCUGCUUGUGUUCAUGUUGUGUUUGUGGUUAUAGAUAUACAUUAUCAGGUGUGAUGUAUCUAAGUAGUUUAAUUCCAUCCUUUCUUUCUUUUUCAUGUAGAAAGUUAUGCAUUGAAGCAUCACAUGUGGUGAUAUUUGCCAAAAUUUUUGUCUGCCUAAUGCCUCCUGCUUUCUUGUGUUCUUUUAACCAACAAAUUUGUUGCUUGAUGAUAGAUGCCAUUUGCACAAAUAAAUCUCACUUAGUCCUUGAGAUUUCUAAAACCCACAGUUUAGUCAUUAUUUUAAUGAGAAAUAAUUUAUUUCUUAAGGCUUCAUUUUGUUAAUACAAUAGUCCUAUUAAAAUUCAGUAUUAGACUAUAAUAAUUUAAUCCUUUGAAUUCACUUUUUAUAACAGUUUAAUCCCUUUAAUUUUAAUAAUUUGUAACAAUUUAGUCCUUAUAAUUUUAAUAUUUGUAAGAAUUUAGUCCCUUUAAUUUAACUUGACUUUUUCGGUAAUAGUUGACUAACGGUAAAUUUAACAGAAUGAUUAUUUUGUUAAUAAAAUAAAAACUUAGGGACUUAAUUAUUUCUAUUAAAAAAAGCAGAGAUUAAAUCGUGAAUUUUGCUAAACCUCAAGGAUUGUAAUGUAAAUUACCCUAUUUUAUAUGUUGUAGUUUGCUUUGCACAUAAACCGUGCAUGCAACUCCAUGUUUACUACCUAACAUUAAGAUUUCAUGCCUACUAAGUUAUCUUAUUGUAGUCUUGGAGAAUUACUAUUUAGUUUUAGGGUUUCUAAUUGUCAUCAUUUCCCUCAGUUUUGUAAAUUUCAUUAGUUGGUACCAAUGUUUGAGUCCGUUAAACAGAAGGCCUUCGACCCAUAUCGUAAAAAUUUCCAUUAGUGAUUAGUGAAAAUAUAAAAUUACUAUCUGAACCCCCAACCCUACAACAAACCCCAAACUCUCUUUAUAGCAAAUUGGGUUAGAUCAAACCUUUGAAUUCUGAGCCUAAAUGCUUUUGUCCACUUCUCUCUCUCGCACACAUGUCCACCUCAUUACUAAAAACUAAGAAAUUCUCCUAUUCAUUAAUGGAUCCUCUUCCCUUUGCAUGUAAAAGACAUUUUGUACUUCAGAAGAUAAGGGCUUGAAUUUGUGGCCUCAUCUUUCUUUCCUGAUCUUUUUAACCUUGGAAUUAUUGAAGCCAAACUUGAAUCCUCAUCUUCCUCAGAAACACAAAAGCCAAAUCCAUAAAACACAUUUAGCUCUUCAAAUUUCUAAUUUUGACAAACUCUUGCUCAAAGUUCUAUUCCUUCUUCUACUUCUCGCUUUCCUUUCAGGCGAUUAUUGGACAUACACUCUUUUUUUUUUUGGUAUUGGUUUGAAAAUUCACCUUCUUCUUUUGUAUUUCUUUGCCUUAAAGGAUGGGUUGGAAAAAAAAAUUAAUUUAGUGGGUAGAAAAAGUAGGAAGAGAAACGGUUUAGAGAUUUUAGAAAUCUAAAAACUUUCAAAAACUUACUUUUUAAUCUAAAAAGUCAACCUAAGGCAUCGUUCUAAAUGUUAUUUGGAAGAAGUUGUUUUAUUAUUUAGUGUUUUUUUUAAACAGUAGUAAUACCAAACAGAUCAUAAGCUCAUUGACUGUUUCCAAAAAAAAAAAAAGAAAAAAAAGCAGAACUUGAAUGAUUGAACGUCAAUUUUUAUGGGAAAGUAAUUUGGAUAUUUAAUUGAUUAUAAUAUAGUUAUUUUUAGUAAAUAAUGUAAUUUUUUAAUAAUUAAUUAAUAAAUAAUUUUUUUAAGUAUUUGGAAAAGUUUUCAAAGAAAAUGAUUAAGAUUUGAACCCUUCGGACAAUAUGUUUAAGCAUCGAAAAUUGAAGGCAGCAAUGUGAUGUUCACUGUUACAUUCAGGGACUCGGUGAUUCGAAAGAUCUUAGGAAAACGACAGAGAAACGAGAAACAUAUGGAUGCAUGAAUGUGAAAAGUAAUGAUUCGAAAGAUCUUAGGAAAACGACAGAGAAACGAGGAACAUAUGGAUGUAUGAAUGUGAAAAGUAAUAUGAAAAGUGAGCUAUCGGCUGAUUUAUGGACAAUGGGCAAUCAGAAAUUUUUAGCUAAUGGACUUUAAUGAAUUCCCACUUUUUCUGGAGAAAUGAGUUUUUUUUUUUU